AUGGAAGUUUAUAAAAGGUAUGCUUCUCGGGAGCAUGACGUUCCGCUAUUAGGAACAAAACAACAACAACAACAAUAUCAACAACGACUUGACGACCACUUUGAACUAGAACAAGAACAGCACCAAACUCAAAACAAAGAAAGCCAACCGCAGGUUCAAUUGCAAUAUGAUCAAAAGAAGGAAUUCCUGCAACAUGAAUUGAAGAAACCACCAUCGGAUAGUGGUAUUAAAUUAAACUUACUUCUUGCUCAACCUGGAGAUCUUUCUAAAGGGAGCCGUAGAAACUCGAGGGGCAGUAUUUCAGCGUAUGAAGUGUCCACUAAAACUAAUGAAGAAUGGCUCAAGAUAUUUCCUCACGCUGCAUACUUCACAGGUGAAGACUCAUUUUUCGGAAAUAUCAUCAUUAUGGUCUACGAAAACCCAACGACCAACAAGACUUGCACCACCUCAUUUACGCAAUUUGGCUCAAUAACUUAUGAAAACUUAAUUCUAGAUGCUAGGUCGAGGUUUUGGCCAAGCUGUGAGAAUUUAUUACCGGUAUUCCAAAAAUCAAAUGUCAGAAGAGCUUUGGCAAUUUCCAACUUAAAAAACUACAAUAGAGUAGCGAAUUCAGCUUACGGCCAUAUCAUGAAAAGUCAUUGGGAUGAAACUACGGCUGGAAAUUUGGCAAAUAAUAUGAAGCUUAUAACCGAGCAGACUCCUAAUGACUUAGGAUUGCAGCUCUUGAAAAUGGGAUUAUUACAAACUCAUGUAAUUAGUUCCUCUGUACUUGAUAUUGUUUACGACAAUACUCCAAGCUCAACAAAUGCAAACAUCAUAGAAGAGAACAAUAAGAUGGUAUUUCUAUUAGGAAAUCAAUUAGACCAAUUAUUCGAUCCUCUAUUGGAGUACUCACCUGAGGCUUUGGAAAUAAUGUACAAGCCACCACCUCUGGAUAAUAUGACGAGUAGUAAUAGUUCUAUGCCAUCUGUCAUGUUUGCAAUAAUUGAAGAAAUUUUAACUGUUCAGACCAAUUAUACCAUGGGAUUAGUUUCUCUCUUACAAGACUUCAUAAUUCCACUCAGAAUUCAUGUAUUAUCUGCUGCUUCUAAUGCUGGAAUAUCAAAGAUUAAUCAAGUAUUUCCUCCUACUAUCGAUGAAGUUACUAGAAUCAACUGUAUUUUACUUGAUUCAUUGGUGAAAGGAUCUAAAUUUGGUGUGCAAGAGGUAUUCAAAGUCAUGGGUAUGAUCUUACCCUAUUUCUAUAAGCCUUUCAUACGACAUGAGGCAAAUUUGAAGCAAUUUGCUGGAAGGUUGAAUAGAUUCCACAGCAAGAAUGUGGAGAAGAUCUUCGAAAAUGAACAAGUAAAUAAGGGCAAAUAUUCAGUGAGAGAGAUCGAUUCUAUUGUAUGCGGAUCUUUAUUGGAAUUGUCAAAGAUUAAAAUGAUCAUGACAAGGUUGUAUGAUACAGUAACAAUAUCAAAGGGUCAUUUCAGUAAGGAAGACUUGGCAAAGAUGGAGUUAUAUUAUAAGGCAAUUGUAGGAGUGGUGGAUGCCUUCGGAUUUGAAGAACCUAGUGAUCAAGAAGCAACCGCUAACAAGAAAAGAAUCUUCACUCCAACUGGGAAAAUAUUGUCAGAAGUAGCAUCUAAAUGGCCAAUUGAAUUACAAUAUGGAUGGUUAACCAGAAAGGUCGUCGGCAUCUUUGAAUUACAGAACGUUAAACCAAGAGUUGAAGAAGAAAUUAUUGACGUCUUAAUAAUAUUCUCUGACCAUCUCUUGUUCCUUACUAUUAAGGAUAUGGAAUACACAUCCAAAAUGAUAGCACAAAGGAGAUUGUGGACCACGAACGAGAACACCCAAGAUUCCGUCAAAAUGUUAUCAAUUUCUGACAUUUUGAUGCAUGCAAUGGUUAACGAAAAGCCGUUACCUGAGUCUUUACCUUCAAUGGAGGUCAACUGUUGGUGUGAAAUGAAUGAAGCAACAAUAAGUUCCUACAAAGCAGGGGAUGACGAGCACUACUUAAGAUUUUUCAUUACUUCGAAUAAAGGAUUUAGGGAAGAACGAAAUGAAGAGGAAGAAAUGCAUGAAGGUGACGAAAAGCACAAUCCCUCUACGUUUAGUAAGAAUUAUAAAGUCUUCCAAAGAGAAAUUAAAUCCAGUAAGAGCAAUCACGAAGUAUUUAACUCAGCUCAAGUAAUAAUUGAUUUAAUUAACAAGGCAAAGAUUCUCAACAAGAGUCAGCCAUUCCACCUCUUCAAAACUUUGGGAAAUGACUUAACAAUGUAUUCAACUGCUCAUGACUUGUCUGUUUACGAAAUGGAAAGAUGCAAAUCACCCUUCGCAUUGUUCCUUAACUUGAGUCCUAAACAAGUCGGUGCAUAUUUCAACCACAACAAAGAUUUAUUUCUAAUUAUGAAUGCUUCCUUUAUCAAUUCUCAUCAACUUCAAUUUGAAGCCUACAACAGAAUCGAAACUUUUCUGUUAAGUGAGAUUAUUGAAGCGUCGCACUUGAAAGACUUUGUAUUGGAAACUGUUUCGAAAGGUUACAUUUCCUACAUCAACUUUUACAAUGAGACUCUCAGAUACAACUUAAUUCAAAGUUAUCAUUCCGAUUUGAACUUUUUCCUUAAUUCGUUUGUCAAUCAUGAAUUUGCAUUGCAUAAUCAAUACUUGGUGAAAAGUGAAGAUUAUUCCAGGAGUGUUAAGACUAAAGAGAGUAACAUGAAUGUUUCUGCAAUCCAUUCAAUUCCUGAUGUAUACGUUGAAAAGUUUAUGGAAACUUCAAAGAGACCAAGGUCUACUAAAAGAGCAAGCCAAGAUGGGAACGAUCAUCACAUUGCUUCUAAGAAAGACGCUUCAGGUCCUCCUCCGUUGAAAAAGAGAAAGAAGAGCUUCUUUCGCAAAAUCUUUGGAGGACUUUUCAAAUCUAAGAACGCCCACGCCACAACUCAAAACAUGGACUCAUUACAGCAAGUUAAGCCAAGAACAGACAAUUCUUAUAUUGGUGAAAUCUCUAAAGAUGACACUUCAGUUAGAAAGCAAAUUCAAGAAAACUCUGUUGAACAAAGCCAGAAGCAGAGUAGACCUUAUUCUACAGUUGGAAUGCCUACUAGUACUUCAAAGCAAGAACUUGAAGAGAGGUUACCGUCCCACGUCUCUACAAUAAGAAUCCCCAAAAGUGAUAUUCAGAAGGUUGAUCAUUUAUAUCAACCCCAUCCUGAAAUAAAGAAACAGAAAUAUGAUUCGAAGGAAGCUCAGGUAAAAGAUGUUGAUUUAAAGCAAGGUGAUGAAAGAAACUCUUACAUUCCUCAGAAAUUACAAAAUGAAAAAAUUUCAGUUCCAAUUGUUAAGGCUGAGAACUCAGAAAAUACGCCUGAGGUAACAAGCGUUCCAGUAUUUAAAUCACUUGAACCAUAUGUCGCAACAAGAGUCCAGAAAUCACAGAAUCGUCAUUCAAUUGCCACUACUACCCCAACUAAUGCAGUUCGUAAUUCCGUCGUGAGACUUCCUCCACAAUCAAAUUAUUCUUCAAAUAAGUACACAGUAAUACCACCAACGGAUUCAACUAUGGAAACUGAAUCUAUACUAACCGAUGUAACAGCACACCCAUUUAGGGUUCCUCAAUCAUCGAAGAAUUCAAUUGAUUCAAAAUCCGUUAUUUCAAGAAAACAUAGAUCGUUAACUGAAGAAAAUGUUCUUGUUUUAGACGGAUUACACAGCCACAGUUAUCGAACUAGAUUGAAUAAGUUAUUAGAGGCAGAUUUCUCGAAAGCUUUCCAGGAGGAUCUUUAUAACGAUGGUGAGUCAAAUUGGACAAAGAUUACUAGAGAAAAUUCGUCUCUUUUCAAUGCUGAGAUAAAUGCAUUGAAAGAAGAUGCUGAUAUGGAUACUGAAGACGUAAUUGAAAUUCCAAGCAGUAGGAAUUCAAGCAAUAAUGCUAGAUAUCUUGCCACUUCUAGAAAUGCAUCCGAUGGAUCUACAUUAGGAGGAUCUGACAAUUCGAAUAGAAUUAUAUCAGGCCAUUAUGCUCCGCCAACUGAAAACCGUAUACUUUCUGGAAGCUCACUUCUUUCAAACAACCAUAAUGGUGUCAGCAUUAAAAGAGAUAUUUCCGUCAGUUCUUUAACAUCCAGUCAGAUGAUGGAAGAGUUCACUAGGGACAUCGAUUCAAAAUUUGCACAUCUUGACAUAAUUACUGAAGACCUGUAUUAUGAAGAUCUGAAUCAAUUCACUUUUCAGCCUCCUCCAAUCGAUCAGCAGAUGAUAGAGAAAGCGAAACAACAAGAUUUGACGAAUGCAAGUAGUAAGUAUAGUGCUACUACUGAUGAUGAAGAAUUCUAUUCUCCAAAUGAAUUUGAAGAAAAGUUUGAAGCUAAAUCCCAAGAGCAAUCAAAUUUUAUUUCAUUACAGAGGCCCUUCUUGGAGAACCCCCAUGCUUCUAGACAUUUGACAACUAAUUCAAUCUCAAGCGAAGUAACAAUGACAAAUGAAAACAAUAAUCAGUCUUGCGUAAACUCUGAUAAAACUAAAGAGAUUAUAACCGUGGUCAAGGAUAAAUCAGAUUCAGAAGACAUUCUCUUAAGUGAUUUCCCUCAUAACCCAGACAGUUAUUUAUCUGAAUUGUUAGAUGGCACAUUAAGAUUUGAUUAUGACUUGGACGAUAAAGAUGAGGGUCCCAGAAGAAAUGAAGAUGAACGUAAAACUAAUGUACAAGCAGAUAGAGGUACCGCCUCGAGAAAGGAACUGCCACCAAUCUUCCAAAGUCCAUCAUUAACAUAUUUAGCAAGCUAUAUAAGAAGUGGCAAGACGAUCCCCAAAGAUAUGGACAGAAUAAUUACUGGAGAACCUACAACGUAUAAGUUUGGUAAAUAUUAA
Molecule: messenger RNA, 4857 nt
Organism: Dujonia railenensis
Lineage: Eukaryota; Fungi; Ascomycota; Pichiomycetes; Serinales; Debaryomycetaceae
Source: the annotation of a GenBank genome assembly